GCACACAUCAGCAUCAUGACCCGUACUCAGAGAGCUUCCCACCCCCGUGCCCUCGCCAGAGACAGGUCGCUCUCUCGUUCUGGCUUGGACGACCACAUCCAGAAGGGUGGUUCAGGUUCACACAACUGGGGCUCCAUUCGCGACGAAAUCGAGCACUUCGACCUUGGUGAUGAGGACUACGACAUUCCUGAGGAACUCGACGAGUAUCAAUCCGCUGAUGAUACCAGCAGCUCUGUCGCUGCGACCGAGUCGACCGACUUGGGCAGUGCUACUGGCGGGUUGAGGAAGCGUGCGACGAGCAUCAACAUGACGGAAGACGAACUCGUCCGUGCACGUCAAGUUCGCACUCGUUCCUUCAGUGGUCAGAAAGACAUCGAUCUCGUCACCAUCGCUCGCACUUCGGUGCGGCCUCAUCCUCCCCUCCCGUGAUUCAUUCGUCCGUCGUAACAGCGUUAAUCGCAAGUAAUUGAAUCUUAUAAAAUAGCCUACUCGACGCCAAAUAGUUUCAAUCAAUGCCAUCGGCCUCAGCUGUAGUUAAUUGCUCUCUUUUCACCCCCCCCCCUUCCUUCUUCUGGGUAACCCGUCUGCUGCUCCUCACAUGGCACCCAGGAGUUACCUUCGCCUUUCUUGCAUUCCUGUCUCCAAAUAUUUAUUACCCCUAGCGAUGAUCUUGGAGCUGGUCGAG
Molecule: messenger RNA, 685 nt
Organism: Cantharellus anzutake
Lineage: Eukaryota; Fungi; Basidiomycota; Agaricomycetes; Cantharellales; Hydnaceae
Exons: 4
Coding region: 16-429 (137 amino acids)
Source: RefSeq, a predicted model, not a curated record